Molecule: messenger RNA, 5011 nt
Organism: Anas platyrhynchos (mallard)
Lineage: Eukaryota; Metazoa; Chordata; Aves; Anseriformes; Anatidae
Product: alpha-2-macroglobulin-like protein 1
Cellular component (GO): extracellular region
Molecular function (GO): endopeptidase inhibitor activity
Source: RefSeq, a predicted model, not a curated record
GGAGUAGGAAAGCAGAGGCUGGAGGCCAAAAGGACUUGGAUUGGCUGGAGAACAUCCUGAACGGUACAACCCUGUACCUGGAGCACUAUAAACAUAGGAAUGAGGCAGAAGAAAGGAAACUUUGGGGCUUCUUGUCUGCUUCCUGGGAGAAACGACAAAAACAGCAGGUGGCUUGGAGACCUUGGAAGGAGAGAAGCUGCACUCCAUCUUCUCUCCUGACCUGCUCUCCAUCUCUCUGGGGCUCUCCCAAGAAAAUGUGGACUCCUUUCCUCCUGAGCUGCCUGCUCUACACCCUGGCGAUAGUGGCACAACCGAAGUAUUUGAUUAUCCUCCCAGCUGAACUGCCCUUCCCCUCCUCCCAGAGGGUGUGCUUGGACCUGCGUGGUGUGGAGAAGCCUAUUCGCGUGGCCUUAACUCUUGUGCAUGCCUCUGGCAACAUCAGCAUCUACCGCAAGGUUGUCCGGAACAACUGGAUCUUUGAGUGCUCCAGGUUUCAGGUCCCCAAACCUGCAGGCAGCCAAGAGGUGGGCACUGUCCAGCUGCAGAUCUCCAAUGGCCACUAUUUCAGUGCAAAGGAGGAGAAGCAAGUCCUGAUUCGUAGGACUGGCACUGGCACCUUCAUCCAAAUGGAUAAAGCCAUCUAUAGGCCAGGACAGACAGUGAAAUUUCGGAUAGUGACAUUGACUGAAGACUUUGUCCCCGUUAACAGCAAGUACUCCAUGGUGGAAAUCCAGGACCCAAACCAAAACCGCAUUGGCCAAUGGCUGGAUGUGAGACCCAAACAGGGCAUUGCAGAUCUCUCUUUCCAGUUAGCUACUGAACUCUCUCUGGGGACUUACACCAUCAAUGUGGUGAACCCAAAAGUGUCCAGUACAUUUAAGGUGGAGGAACAUGUGUUGCAGAAGUUUGAUGUUUUCUUUGAAGGACCAGUUCAGAUUUAUGCUUCAGAUAAAACCUUCCCACUGCGUGUAUGUGGCAGGUACCACUAUGGGAAAGCAGUGCAAGGGACCAUGAGGGUGACUUUGUGCCAGAAGGCGAGGAGGCGUCUUCAAAAUGUCAGCAAGGAUAUUUGUAGAGAAUACAGUGGUCAGACAGUGAGCAAGGGGUGCUUCACACCUUCUGUAAGCACGUCGGUGUUUAAUCUGGCUCCUAGUGAGGAGGACAGCAAAAUCUAUGCAGAAGCUUCUCUUCUGGAGGCAGGCACAGGGGUCCAAAUCAACUCCUCCAGCCAAAUCCUCAUUUCCAGGACAGCUGCACGGGCAGUGUUUGAAACACCAAAUGCUUACUACAUCCCCGGAGUACCCUACAGGGGGAAGAUUAAGCUUCAGGAUCACCAUGGAAAUGGUAUGAAAAACAGAAAAGUUUAUCUCAUAAUAAAGUUCAUGAGGCGUCGGCUUAUCAAAAUGUAUAUCACGGAUGGCAAUGGAAGAGCAUCCUUCAACCUGGACACAACUGCCUGGAACAGCUCCUCAGUCUUUUUGGAGGGAAGGUUUACGCUGGAAGAUCUCACACAUGCACCCUGGAAAACUGGUGUCAGUUACACAAAUGCUUACCAUCACCUGCAACCCUUCCAUGUCACAACGAAAAGCUUCCUGGACAUACACCCACUCACAGGAACACUGCCCUGUGGACUAAAGCAGAGUGUCCAGGUGACCUUCACACUCAGUCGGGAUGACCUGGGAGAAGACACCAGCCGGAUAGGUUUUGCAUAUUAUGUCACUGGGAAGGCUGGCAUUGUUGUCAGGGGACAGAGGAGCGUCCAGGUUGGGAAGCUGAACAUGUUGAAGGGCUCCUUCUCCAUCCCUCUGACCUUCACUGCUGACUUCACCCCGUCACCUUCUUUAGUGGUGUACGCUAUCUUCCCCGGUGGAGGGAUAACAGCAGAUAGCAUCCGCUUUGAUGUUGCCUUGUGCUUUGAAAAUGAGGUCAAAGUAGGUUUCCUGGCUAAAGAAGCCCACCCAGAGUCAACAGCGCAGCUCCGGCUGCAGGCAGCCCCCGGCUCCGUGUGUGCAGUACAGGCCGUGGAUGAAAACAUGUUCCUUGUGAGACCAGAGAGUGAGCUGACAAGCCAAAUGGUCUAUGGCUUGUUCCCUGCUAUCUACAGACAUGGGUACCCUGCCCAAGUUGAAGAGUAUCCAGAUCACUGUGUUCAGCCCCACUCCACGUCACCUCUGCUGCAAGGGAAACUGCAGCAUUCCUUUCAGCCUGACAUCUUCAACCUCUUCUGGAACAUGGGUCUAAAAAUCUUCUCAAACCUUGCAAUCAGGAAGCCAACUCAAUGCUCUCAUCGGGCAGGGGGUCCUUCUAUGGAAUACAGGAGAAUGACCAAGGAACAAACCCAAUUAACAACCCAAGGAAGAUUUCACCACUAUUUGCCUGAAACUUGGAUCUGGAAUCUGUUCUCUGUUGGCUCCAACGGGAGCAGGAGCAUCCCAGUCACAGCGCCUGCUGCUGUCGCUGAGUGGAAAGUCAAGACAUUCUGCUUGGCUGGGAGGGGGUUUGGACUUGCCCCGACCACAAGUCUCAGAACAGUACAACCUGUGUUUGUGGAUGUGACUUUGCCAUAUUCUGUGAUACAAGGAGAGACCUUCACGCUGAAGGCUACUGUUUUCAACUACCUGCAGCAGUGCAUACAGAUACAGGUAUCCCUGGCUAAAUCCCCAGACUUCCAGGUGGAGCUGUGCCGGACCUGCAGGGACAGAGAGUGCCUCUGCGCAGAAGAGUCCAAGACCUUCGCGUGGAAUAUGACAGCAAGCCAGCUGGGGACUCUGAAUAUCACAAUCAGGACUGAGGUACUGGACACCACACCACGCUGUGGGGACAGGAAGCCCCUGCCAGCUACCACGAGGCGGAGGCAUGUUCUGGUCAAACACUUGCUGGUUCGGCCAGAAGGUGUGCUAGUGGAGAAGUCUUACAGCUCCAUUCUGUGCCCAAGAGGAGGAAACAUGGCUGAAGAUCCUGUGCCCCUUCACCUCCCGGAUAAUGUAGUAAAAGGAUCUGCCAGAGCUUCAAUUUCCAUCUCAGGUGACCUCAUGGGGCUUGUGUUACAGAACCUGGACCGCCUGGUGCAGUUGCCCCAUGGCUGUGGGGAGCAGAACAUGGUGCUGUUUGCCCCCAUUGUCUAUGUGCUGCAGUACCUGGAGAAGACGAGGCAGAUGACCCCUGAAAUCAAGGAGAGGGCAACGGGACUCCUGCACAAUGGGUACCAGGCACAACUCCUUUAUAAGCAUAGAGAUGGCUCCUACAGUGUCUUUGGGGAGCAGGAUGGGGAAGGGAACACUUGGCUGACAGCUUUUGUAGUCAAGAGUUUUGGCCAAGCCAAGAAAUACAUCUAUGUAGAUGAUAAGAACAUCCAGGAUGCCUUACGCUGGCUAGAGCAAAAUCAACUCCCCAGCGGCUGCUUUGCCACCAAAGGGAGUUUCUUUCAUUCUUCUAUAAAGGGCAGUGUGGAUGAUGAAAUCUCCUUGGGAGCAUAUGUCGCUGCAGCACUGCUGGAGCUGGGUCAGCCACUGAAGGGCAAGAUGAUGCAGAGUACCCUCCACUGCCUGCAGCAGGCAGUUCACAAUGUCACCAGCAUCUACACAGAAGCUGUUCUGGCCUAUGCUUUUGCCCUGGCCGGAGACUAUGAGACAACCCAGGAGCUGCUAUACAAGUUGGAGGAACAGGCCAUCAAAUCAGGAGGACAAAUACACUGGAGCCCCAAACCAAGCUCCCCAGCUUCCACAGCCUUCUGGCCUGGCACUCAGUCAGUGGAUGUGGAACUGACAGCCUACGUGCUCCUGGCGUACCUUUCCAAGCCACGGGUGCACGCAGGUGACAUGACAACUGCAGCUGGUAUCGUGGCAUGGCUGACCCAGCAGCAGAAUGCCUAUGGGGGCUUUGCCUCCACCCAGGACACAGUUGUUGCCCUGCAAGCUUUAGCAAAAUAUGCAGCAAGGACCUUCAGCACAUCAGGCCAAGCGCUUGUGAGGGUGAAGUCCCACAGGGGCUUUGGGAAGACAUUCCAAGUCACCCGCCAGAAACGGCUCCUGGUGCAGCAGGCGGAGCUGACAGAGAUCCCAGGGCAGUUCAUGGUGCAGGCCCAGGGCAGCAGCUGUGUUUUUGCUCAGACAGUGCUGAGGUACCACAAGUCUCCCCCACGGGCCACUGUAACCUUCACUCUGCGUGUCAACACAGAGCUGGCCAACUGUAGCCAGGCCAACACGCGUGUCCUCAUUGUCCGCAUCCUUGUCAGCUACAUUGGCAGCAGAGUCACAUCCAACAUGGUGAUCAUGGAGGUCUCCUUGUUGUCUGGAUUUGUCCUGGCUCCAGGCUCCAGGCUGUCGCUGGAGCGCAAAACCAUCAUUAAGAAAAUAGAAGUGAAAGCUGAUGUGGUCUACAUUUAUCUGGACAAGCUCAAUGAUGAAUCUCAGACUUUCAGUCUGCAACUGGAACAAAUAUUUGAGAUGAAGAACCUGAAACCGGCCACCGUCAAAGUCUAUGAUUACUACCAGCCAGAGGAGCGAGCCUUGGCUGACUACAGUGCUGUCUGUAGCUGAGGUUGGGGACUGAAUGGAAGGAGAUGCCCCAGAUACCCCCAGUAGAAGGACACUGCCCCCAUUAAAGUUGAGCCCGUGUGGUCUUGUGCCUGAGUGGAUGGACUUAGGGAUCACAACGGUCCAGCUGUUGUGCCUGCACUGGGAGGGGGCUGGGCUGUGAGGGGGAGCUGUUAUAUAUCUGGUAUAUUCCUGGGAAGAAGAAUUAAAGUAAGCAUCACCCCUGACCUUGCUGUCAUUGUGCCAGUUGUUGAUGAACUGCAGGCUUAGCCCACAAGGAUACCAUUUCUGCCAUCGACAAUGUACAAACUUUCUAUCUCCUCCACUGCUCUCUCCUCAUGGUCCCCAGCACUUUCUGCUGAGUAGGACCCAGGCAGCUUUGGGGUAUAAGGUGCAAGUGUACAUGCUGUGACAGCCAUAUCUCAUACAUCCUUCCUGCAAGCUCCUGUAUUCCUGCUCUUGAAGCAGGCUCCAGA